Molecule: messenger RNA, 1536 nt
Organism: Medioppia subpectinata
Lineage: Eukaryota; Metazoa; Arthropoda; Arachnida; Sarcoptiformes; Oppiidae
Source: the annotation of a GenBank genome assembly
AGCGAGGGUGACGUCUUUGACGAACCCAUUCUGGAUAAGGGCGACGACGACGACGAAGACGGCGAUGUGGGCAACGCGGGAGCGCUGAUCAAUGUGGACAUUGCCGGCGCCCGAUAUGCCAAGAUUAAGGGCGAUCAGGUGUGCAAUCUUCAGAUCACAUACAACCAGAGCGUAUGGAUUGGCGAUUGUCGGCCGGCGCUGACCGAUGCCGAACAGUUCCCGCCGUUCAUUGUGGCCGCCAUUAAGGGAAGGGAUCGCAACUGGUAUUACUUCGACGAAAAGGGAAAGUACUGCAAACGCGCCGAAGGGACCAGAGAUAAGUGCACGGACUGGAAAGACAACGGCGAAGUGUUCGGCUGCAACGCUAAGAAACUAAAGCCCGAGUUGGACGCGCUGUGCGAUAACGUGACCAUCAGCUCGGGUGGCAAUUAUCCGCCGUUUGUGUAUAUAUUCCGGGGCCGGAAGUACUGGAAGUUUGACGGCCAUCACCCGAAAGCGGGCAAACCGUUGGGCGAUCUCAUCAAAGGCAACCGUCCGGCCAAAGAGGAGUUCGAUGGCAUCCAUAUGCCGGGCGGCGCCUCCUUCAACAAGAACGCCUUCGUUGUGGUCUAUAAGAACACGUGGAGUCAGUGGAAGCCAAAGGGUGCCGACAUUGGUCUGCAUAAGAAGAUGCGCCGCAACGACAACGAGAUCAAUAACGCGCCGAUAGGGACGGCAACUAUGGAGAUAUUGGGAGAGCCGGACGAUCAGCCCGACGGCGAACCCGCAGAUAAGGGCGCUCUGAUCGCCACCAACGAGAAGAAGGGCCGAUACGCUGUGAUUAGAGGCAAACAGAUCUGCUAUUACCUGAUGACCGACGCCAAGCUUUCGUCGGUCGGCAAGUGUCAGCCCGUGUCCGACGAUAAGAACAAUUACCCGUCGAAUACAAUCGCUGUGCUCAGGGAUAGGGACCGCAACUGGUAUUUCUUCGACAGCAGAGGGAAGUACUGUAAACGAAAAGCCGGAAACAAAGACAAUUGCUCCAAAUGGCAGUCCAAUGAGGAAGUGUUUGGGUGUCGUGUGAAGAGCAAAGUGUCGUUCGUGCAGAGCCUGUGCGGCAACGUUAAGAUCAGCGCCGGCACCAACUUUUCGCCCUUCGUGUACGUGUUUAGAGGCGGGAAGUACUGGAAGUUCAACAAUAGGCCCAAAAAGAACAAACCGUUUGGCGAUAUCGUUGACGGCGGGAAACUGGCCGCAGAGAAGUGGCCAGACAUUCAUUUCCCCGGCGGCGCCGGCUAUCGUAAGUCGGCGUUCGUAAUGGUCUAUCGGGACAAGUGGUCGCUGUGGCGAAAGACGUCGACCGAAGUGUUGGACGCGACGAUCGGUGUGUCCGGCGAUGGAAACUCCAACGACGACGAGAACGAUGUGAUGGUCAGGAGCUCUGCCGACGGCGACUUUGACGACGCUUUGGUGGCCGACGGGGAGGGAGACUACGAUUUGAUGCGCGAAGACAUGGACCCCAGCUAUGAACACGCCUUAACUGUGGCCGAGGAUUAG